This is a messenger RNA of Haliotis rufescens (red abalone), 1993 nucleotides long. Its product is annotated as ras suppressor protein 1-like. The record is from RefSeq and is a predicted model, not a curated record. Lineage: Eukaryota; Metazoa; Mollusca; Gastropoda; Lepetellida; Haliotidae. The coding region runs from base 108 to 932 and encodes 274 amino acids. The transcript has 9 exons. Gene Ontology annotation, molecular function: protein binding.
AAUGUCAACUUCCGGUAUAUGACUUCCGGAAGGAUAUUGCCAUUAAAGGAAAUGUGUAGAAUUCUUUGAGCUUUUUCCGACAACUGCAUUUUAAGGACCCGGUCAACAUGGCUAAUAAGUUGAAGAAAGUUAUUGAGGAAAAUCGGGAUAAGAAGGACCCUGAAAUUGAUCUGGUUGAUCGAGGAAUCGUUCAGCUGGGGUCCGACGUUCCGGGACUAAUGCACCUGAAUCACCUGACCCGCAUCACUGCAAGUCACAACAGGAUUGCAAAUAUUCCUGCUAACAUUGCUGACUUUAUUAAUCUGGAGAUACUCAACCUGUUCAACAACUGUCUUGAGGAGCUGCCAUCUACGCUGAGCACAAUGCCGAAACUUAAAAUCUUAAAUGUAGGGAUGAACAAACUAAACGCUCUACCUCGAGGUUUUGGGGCCUUUCCGGCGCUGGAGGUGCUGGAUGCAACGUACAACAACCUGAAUGAGCACAGCCUCCCGGGCAAUUUCUUCUGUCUGGAUACCCUUCGAGCUAUGUACUUUGGUGACAAUGACUUCGAAACUCUACCCCCUGAAAUUGGCAGACUAAAGAAUUUGCAAGUCCUUUCACUGAGGGAGAAUGAUCUGGUCAUGUUGCCCAAAGAAAUCGGGGACCUGAUUCGACUCCGCGAGCUUCACAUUCAGGGAAAUCGACUGACUGUUCUGCCACCAGAGCUGGGCAACCUUGACCUUGUGGGCAUGAAGCAGGUUUUCAAGGCUGAGAAUAACCCCUGGGUGACCCCCAUUGCUGACCAGUUCCAAGUGGGCGUAUCCCAUGUGUUUGACUACAUAAGAUCUGAUACCUAUAAAUUCUUGUAUGGCCGCCAUAUUGCAGCAGGCGCACAACUCCCUCCAAAGACAACCGACAAGUCCAAGAAAAUCAGCCGUGUCAAACCCAAGUGAUCUCCCCAUCUGCCUCAGCCACAAAUAACUCAGCAUUUAUGUUUCAAUGAUAUAUUGCAUGCUUCGUCCAUGUAUCGCCUAGGAAUAUCUACAUGUUAGUCAGGGCGCCACCGCUAGCCACUGGAGGAAACACCAUCAUCGUGCUCUGACAUCAGGCAAUACACAGCAGACCUCGCUACCGGCUUGUAUUGAGUGUAUACUGUAGUACAGACCCUGCCAGUAGAUGUCAGUAGAAUCUGUGGUUCGUGUAGGAAAUCUAGUUAAUUGUUGAACUGCGAGUUUCCAGUAUGAAAGGUUACAUGCCUCCUAAACAUAUUAAUUCAUAAACUGAACACACCAAGUCUUUUAGGGUUGUGAAAGUUUGUAUUAAGAAUGAUGUCUCCAUUCUCCCAGCCACUGUGAUGGAAGGGUUACUGAGGGCGACUGAAAAAUAGGAAGAUGCCGUCCUUUGCUCAUGCCCAAACAAAUGUAUAGAGGGAUAGUCAACUUAGUGAUCUUAGAAUUGAUAAGGGGUUGUCUCAUAAGUAAUAGGAUGAAAGACAGUUUGUGAAGUAAAAAGCCCAUGACAAUAAUAGUGGCUGAUGAUCCUAAGAACCUUGGCCCUCUUAUGAGAGGGUUUGGAUACCUAAGGCCAGCUGUUCUGUGUGUAGCCCCCUCCCUGCAUACUGCCAUUUUCAAACCCUCAUUUGAGAGGGUUUUGAUACCCUAGCCUAGCUGUCCUGUGUAUACCUUCUCGCUGAAUACUGCCAUUCUAAAACCCUCAUUUGAGAGGGUUUUGAUACCCUAGCCCAGCUGUUCUGUGUGUACCCCAUCCCAUCUCCCACUGUAGACUAUAUGUUAGCUACUGUCCUACUCAUCAGUUCUUUGUGCCUUUGUAUGUUUAAACCAACUGAACCAGACCUCCAGUAUCAGUCGGCAGUGUAUCUGUGACUUCAGUUGGAUACAGAUGAGGUGCUGGGCUUUGUUAGUCAUAACUGAUGUAUGUUAUCAUAAUAUAUGAAAUAUUUAUAAACAUUUUAUACUGUUGCCUUGUAGAUGAAUAAAUAAUAACUCUUUUAGAA